Messenger RNA from Nothobranchius furzeri (turquoise killifish), 3120 nucleotides. It is a transcript of the gene senp2, whose product is annotated as SUMO specific peptidase 2. Gene Ontology annotation, biological process: protein desumoylation; proteolysis. Gene Ontology annotation, cellular component: nucleus. Lineage: Eukaryota; Metazoa; Chordata; Actinopteri; Cyprinodontiformes; Nothobranchiidae. Gene Ontology annotation, molecular function: deSUMOylase activity. The record is from RefSeq and is a predicted model, not a curated record.
CCUGGAUGACUGCCAGUCACAGGGGUCACUCGGAACUUCUCGGGCGAGAAGAUCCCGGGAGACCCGAACGUAGCUAUCGGCGCGUAAUUUAUAGACUCGCGACCAGGUGCGCUACGUGUCACGUGCGUGACUUUGUUUACAUUAGUACUCGACCUGCGCAGAGCGCGAGGAGAUACAUCCACUCUGUUUACUGCCACUGGCAGUCAGGAGGGAACGAAACAACCACUAGAAAUAAAUCGGGAGCCAAUCCGAUUGUUUCAACGCUGACAGAUAUCGGUUGGUGGGUUAGCUUGUUUUAGUAACCCGGAGUCGCCGUCUGUGAUUGUAUAUGUUUAGUACUCUUAUCCCACCCAACCGUGUCGCGCUGACGCACAAAACAUUUCCACCUUCUCUGCAGCCAUAUGUAAUGACGAACUUCCUCCAGCGUCGCUAACGCUGCGCUGUGCUAAAGUAACCGGAGGAGAUUGUGUCGUAGAUAGUUUGGUCAAUAUUAGAAGUAAACAAACCGUCCUGGCCCGCGUGGAAGACCUCGGUACAAUUUGGACGUAUUUGUCUGGGAUGUAUGGAUGGAUAGUUGACGGAAUCUCGUCGCUGUUUGAACCCGUUUCGGGGCAAAACUCCACCGAGUGGUCCGGGGAAAGGAACGAUAGCGAGAAAGAACCCACGCUACCUGACGUGACAACCGCAUCACGGCUGCAGGAAAGCGGCAGCAGACCGGUUAAACGGAAUUAUCAAAGUGUGUUUGUUGCUGAUAAUGUUUGUCAGAGUGACCCGGUAGAGGUCAAAAGACCUAGACGAGAUGUAGUAAUCAGCUUUGUGAAGAAGACAGUCACUGGAUUAGCAGGACUACUCAGGCUGCGGAAGAAGUGUGACAAUGCGAUGGAGCACAAGGAGACGCAGCCGGUCGCUCUGAUUGGUAUAGAUGAGCUUCACACUUCAUGGAUCAGCUGUGCUGACUGGAGAAUGGAUAAUUCAGUGGUAAACAACAAGGGUGGGAAGAAUCCCUUCCAGAGCUCUCAGCCCCCGUUGCUAAGGAAACACAGUGGGACAGUGCUGCCUGCAGGACUCUCAGACAGGGAGAAGAGGGGCUCCCUCCAGCUGCUGCCCUCCAGGCCUGCUGUUAGAGGAGGAGGUGCUCAUCCUGAACUCGCAUGCAGUGGCUUUGGACACAACCGCUGCUACAAGCCCAGUCUUACUGUGGAGGAGGCCAUUAAGCAGAACAACAAGGAGCACUACAGACGCCUGCUGGAGAUGGUGACGGAGAAGUACAGCAAAAACCAGCCGCUACCGUUCCACCAAACCAAACCCAAAGAGGAGUCGCUGGCCCACGCUUCUCACAGAACGUCUGCUUCAGAGAAAACCUUUGAAAGCGUUUCCAGGAGGGCGGGAUGCACAACUGCACCAACUAUGUUUCCAUACAGGAACUCUUCUGCAACAAAGGACAGAUGGGGUGGCUUGACUCUCCGUGGAACCUUUGAUGAUCCACAAUCCGUCAGAUGUUCAAAGCAGAAACAGACAGCAGAGGUGGACCUUUCUACAGAAGUAGCAACUCGUCUUAAUCUAGUGGACAGAGACAUGUCUGCUGCUGUCUUCCCUGAAGGACAGCCAACAUACGUGUCUCACACUAGACAUGGAGGAGAGGACGUGCCGAGGCUGACUAAAGAAAUGGCAGCAGAGAUCAGCGAAGCUCUGGCUCAGAGCGACCCCAGCCUUGUUUUAAGUGCAGCCUUCAAGCUUCGCAUCACACAGCGAGACCUGGCCACGCUGCAGGAAGGUGGAUGGCUCAACGACGAGGUUAUAAACUUCUACCUGUCCCUCAUCAUGGAGCGGAGCUCUGGGAAAGCAGCACAGUUAAAGGUCUACUCCUUCAGCACCUUCUUCUUCCCAAAGCUGCGAGGAGGAGGACAGCCUGGAGGACACACGGCAGUGAAGCGUUGGACCAAGGCUGUUGACAUCUUUGUCUUUGACCUCAUUCUGGUUCCGCUGCAUCUUGGCGUCCACUGGGCGAUGGCUAUAAUAGACUUUAAGUCAAAGACAGUGAAAUCCUUUGAUUCGAUGGGUCAGAGACAUGACGACAUCUGUAGACUCUUACUACUCUACCUGAAAGAGGAGCACAGAGUGAAGAAGGGCAAAGAGCUCGACAGCACCAAAUGGACUGUUGGGAGUUUGAAAGCUGGCGAGAUUCCACAGCAGAGGAAUGGCAACGACUGUGGUGUGUUCGCCUGUAAAUAUGCAGAUUAUAUAGCAAAAGCAAGGCCUCUCACGUUCAAACAGUGCCACAUGCCUCUCUUCAGGAAGGUAAUGAUGUGGGAAAUUCUCAAUCAGAAGCUGCUAUAGAGGAUGGCGAUGCUUGACGACGGGCUGAUCUCACUUAAUGGGCCAAAGACAAGAACUGGACUGAAAUCUAACCCAGAUUUGGAUAAUUAAACACUAGUCUUAACUUAAGUCUCAUCUCUUAUAGGGGCAAUAAUUUAUAUUCUCUGAGUUCUAAUUGGAGAUGUUGCUUCAUAAGAAGUUGUUUCUCAACCUUUGGCACAAGUGAAUGGCUUCUUUGAUCUACGAUAAGUGCCUUUAGCUUCCUCCCUCACUGAGCCCAGUUUAAAUGAUUCUUUGGGUUCUGACAUGUUUCUGGCUUUUUGAUAACUUUGAAUUUAUUACCCAAAAUUCAGUGAAUUUGUUUGUUGUGGCUUAUAGAAACCCUAUGGCAAUUUGGCUUUUUCUGAGUUAAAGAGAAUAUAAGCACUUACAUUUUUAAAUGAAUAAAUCUUUUUGUGAGAUAUGAACAUUGACAUGUUUAAAUACCUCCUGCCAUUUUUGCAGAUAAAGUGCAUGAUUGAGUGUUUGCUCAAAAAACAGUAAUUAUACUAUAACUUAUGACUUGACUGAAUAGAUGAGUGAUUUGGGGAUGAAUGCUUGUGUAUUUUAUUUACAAUGAGUGGAGAUUAUCCUGUUGGUUUAUCGUACCAGGAAGUGCUGGAAAAUCUGUAAAUGUUUUCUAGUUUGCUUACUUCAGAAGUCCAGUAGGGCUGGUACUAAGACUACUGUACAGAUGUGCAUGUUUGUGUUUGAUGUAAAAAAAUGUGAUAUUUCUCACCUGUGAUAAAGAUUUCUUUCUCUUUG